GCCGCGCAGUAGCGCGCCAGUCGCCGCGCCGCGUGCCGCCUUCGCACCUUCAUAACAUGACAAGCGAAUAACUUUUCCGUACUUUUCCACGCGCGCUCUCUUGAUUUUCCCUCUACGUUUGUGUUCGCGCGCCGGCUUCAUUGUACUUGGUUACACGGUACCAUGAAUUUGUGAUGUGAUAAGGCGAUUGUGUGUGUUGCCGUUGCUUUGACGUAAUUUAUGUAUAAGUUGCGGUUAAUACUGCUGGCUUAUAGUGAUAAAAACUUCUUAAGACUAGUGUUAUCCGUGAUGACAAACAAAAUUAUAGUGACUUAAAAAAUUGUGCUCAUAAAGAGGAUGCGAAGGCGGGACGCGUAAAUAGACAUAAAAUGACUAACUAGCAUGACGGUGGGGAAUUGACGUUUAGCAAAUAUGCGCAGUGGGUUAAAGAUAAUGUGGGGUAUAUAGUGUGAAGAAGUGUCGGGAUGCAGAGGGAAGUGUGACGGUGGGCAGCUACCGAGCAGCGGAUGCGGCGCGGCAGUGUAUACAGCGUGAGCGAAGGCGUGGAGCGGUGCGCUUGUACUAGGUAGCGCGGGCGCGGGUGCGGGUGCGCGUGCAGCCAUGGCCGGCUGAUGGAACCGGGCUGGUGGUCACCGUCGCCGUCGGCCUCGCCGCCGCCGCCGCCCCGCGCCCCGCCGCCCCGCUGUCGCUGUCGUCAGCCGCUCUCCACCAGCUACAACUGUUUACCGCACUAUGACGGUUGGGGAGAUGGUGAAGAGGAAUCGACGGGUGGUGCGCUGCGCGAACGUGAACUACGUUCGCUACACCGCACCGUGCCCGCGCUGCGCAGGCGUGAGCUUGAUACUAGGGCCAUCAAACACCAUUUCUACCCUGAAGGAGGAUGGGGGUGGAUCGUUUGUGGGGCAGCAUUCCUUGCUCAUCUGUUAUCCACUGGUCUGCAGCUAGCCUACGGCGCUCUUCAUGUUUACGCUCUAAGGCAUUUAGGGCCGACUGCAGAUCAUGCCGUUUGGGCCGGAGCAAUAUGUGUCGGUGUAUCCCGAGCAGCAGGCGCGCUUGUUGCUGGUCGUAAGAAGUCACCACGAUUGGCUGCGCUCUUAGGAGGAUUGCUGUUACCUCUCGCCUGCCUCUUCACAUCAUUCGCUACGCAACUCCAUCAGACAAUGCUUAGUUAUGGCGUCGUGCUAGGCAUAGGCUGUGGCUUGGUACGCGAAGCUGCUGGCCUGGUACUUGGUGCCUACUUUCGUCGAAGACGACAAUUUGUGGAACUAGUCGCCCAUGCUGGUGGGGGAGUCGGAAUUGCUCUCUUUAGCGUUGCAUACAAGGAAGCUGUAGGAAAACUGGGAUGGCGACUAGGUUUGCAAGCAGUGACAGGAGUCCUCGUACUAGCCUUCUUUCUAAGCGCUGUUUACCGAAGUGCCUCUCUCUAUCAUCCCCAGAGACGUGCCAUUCUUCAUCUUAAAAAUCAACGGCGAAAGGUAAAAGAAAAGAAAGGCCUAAAGAGACCUCCUCUUAUCGACCUAAGCCCUCUCCGUUCUCGGCCGGCAAAAGUUUUGUUGUUGGCCGCUGGAUUAGCAGCUUUUGGGCUUUAUACUCCAGUUUUCUUUUUGGCUUUACAAGGAUUUCAAGAAGGUUUAGAGGAGAGUGCAUUGGUGUUGCUUCAGACAUUUCUGGGGUUCGCCGCAGUCCUCGGUUGCGCUGGCUUUGGGCUCGUGCUGGUGCGACCGUCGGCUCAGUGCCUUGUCUCUAAACAAUAUUUGUGUCAAACCGCUAUGCUGGGAAUAGGGAUCUCCAUGCUGGCCUUAAGCAGCGUUGAAGGUUAUCACGGAUACGUUCUAUUUGCAUGGAUGUAUGGAUUAUGUUUAGGAGGCUUUUUAUAUUCAAUAAAAAUGCUCACUAUGGAACGCGUUCGAGGAAGACAUUUUAGUAAAGUAUGGGGUUUUGUUCAAGGAGCUGAAGCUAUCCCUGUGAUCGUCGGUGUACCUGUAACGGGAUACAUCAACCAGCAAGCGCCAAGGGCUGGAUUCUACUUCUCGACUGCAGCGACACUGGCCGGUGCCUUAUUAUUAUUCUUUGUCGGGUUCUCGAAAAGAGAACCGGAACCACCGCCUCCUGCACCCGCCCCUACUAUAUCUGAGGCCUGUCCGUGUGUGACACCCCCGCGCUGUGAACCAGCAUGGUGUGCGUGUAGCGCAGGCGGUGCUACAGCGUACUGCGCUUGGCCGGGCCCUACUUGCGGUUCUCGUUUGCCAAAAUCAUUGUCAUAUGCAGCACCACUCGACCGCGUUUGCUGUUCUGCUGCUCACUGCCCAGACUGCUAUCGGCGCACUGUACCUUUGAGACCUUCACGCAGUGUUCCUGAAGGGUUAGCAAGACGUGGUAGUACUUGGAAUCGUGGUGGCUCCUGCAGAAUGCCCUGUCGCAGGCGUGAACAUCAUCUCAUAGAACAAAUUACUACAUCGGUAUGAUAUACAUUAAUGAGAAGCCUCGAGUAUUUUAAUAAACUCUGUGCAUGGUGUAAUAAGGUUUUGAAGAACUAUAAUAUAGGUAUGAAUGCGACAAAGCCACAGGAGUGAGUACUAAAGGCGUGUAAAUAAUUAAUUCUUAUGUAGAUGAUAUUCUUAAUUGGGGUCGAAGAGAUAGAUUAGUUCUGAAAGCAAUAAAAAGAGAACGAUGUUUCUGUGCUCCUGAGUUCUAUCCUCGCCUCGAAAACUGUACCGUGAAUUUUACCAGACAUAUAUUGUCUAUUUAUGUGUAUUUAUAAAACUUCACUAUAAAUUCACAACUAGAAGAUCUUGAAUUGUAUCCAUCUAUAGUAUAUGUACACUGUAUCGUAUAUUUACAGUGGUACGUAUUUUUACAUUUCAAAAGUAGACAUUGGUUGAUUGUAUAAUAAAAUUAGCGCUCAUUUUUUAAGUCUUGAAGUACUUGUGGGACCUUUAUCAUAGUAGUUGGUACUAAUAUAUUAAAAUAAUAGAAACCAAAAAAAUCUUAAAUCUUUAUGUCCUCAUUGUCUUGUACGAAAAUAUUAUAUUGUAAAAUAUCAUCAACACUAACUUAAAGUUUCCUUUAUACUCAGUGGCUAGUAUUAUUAAAAUCAUUAGAUGAAUAUAAUAUGUAUCUAUAUCAUUACUCUGUGUUAUAAGAAAAUAAUCGAGUCAAUUUUAGCAAAUUAUUCGUUAUAUUGUAAUACAUCUUACAUAGAUAUGUUUUUGGAAUGUUUAGUUUAUUAUUGUUAACAGAAUAUUUUAUUGUUCGUUAGAUGUAUGUAAUUAUAUUUUUGAUGUUAUGCGAUUUGUUGUUUUUUACCAAAGUGUGAUUUACAAUCUUGGU
Messenger RNA from Achroia grisella, 3330 nucleotides. Its product is annotated as monocarboxylate transporter 4-like. Gene Ontology annotation, biological process: transmembrane transport. Gene Ontology annotation, molecular function: monocarboxylic acid transmembrane transporter activity. The transcript is spliced from 12 exons. NCBI's taxonomy places the organism in Eukaryota, Metazoa, Arthropoda, Insecta, Lepidoptera, Pyralidae. Bases 612 to 2465 code for a protein of 617 amino acids. The record is from RefSeq and is a predicted model, not a curated record.